AUGGUCGCUAGUUGGAUGCUCACUGCCACAAGGGAUUUCAACCCUUUCAUGUUUGUCAUGGUUAUGGGGGUCGGUAUUUCAUCGAAUAUUCUGUACAGCUUCCCGUAUCCGGCGAGGUGGCUGAGGAUUUGCUCGUACAUCAUGUUUGCCAUUACAUGUUUGAUUUUCAUCUCUGUACAGGCGCUGCAGCUUUUGCACAUGGUCAUCUAUAUCAAAGAAAAAAGCUUUAGAGAUUACUUCAAUGAAUAUUUCAGAAGUCUGAAGUACAAUUUAUUUUGGGGUACUUAUCCCAUGGGAUUAGUAACAAUCAUAAAUUUUUUGGGGGCGCUGUCACAAAAAUUUACCACGACAAGCCCUGCGAAUGCCAAGCACUUGAUCAUUUUUGUUUACGUCCUGUGGUGGUAUGACCUCGCGGUUUGUUUAGUAACCGCUUGGGGGAUUUCAUUCCUCAUCUGGCAAAAGUACUACUUCGUGGACGGGGUUGGAAAUCACUCUUCAUACAGUUCACGAAUGGCUUCCGACCACAUGAAAAGCGUACUGUUGCUAGAUAUCAUUCCGCUGGUCGUUGUCGCUUCGAGCGGUGGGACAUUUACAAUGUCAAAAAUAUUCGGUACCACUUUUGAUAGGAAUAUUCAAUUGCUAACACUGGUCAUCUGUGCUCUGGUUUGGCUACACGCUCUUAUAUUUGUCUUUAUUCUGAUUACAAUAUACUUCUGGAAUCUUUACAUCAAUAAGAUACCACCAAUGACGCAGGUAUUUACGUUGUUCUUGGUAUUGGGGCCAUUGGGCCAAGGAAGUUUUGGUAUUUUGUUGCUUACUGACAAUAUAAGAAAGUAUGUAGAAAAAUACUACCCAAGGGAAAACAUCACCAUGGAACAAGAAAUACUAACCAUUAUGGUUCCGUGGUGUUUCAAGGUUCUGGGCAUGACAUUUGCUUUGGCAUUAAUCGCUAUGGGUUACUUCUUUACGGUAAUUUCCCUUAUUUCGAUUUUAUCAUACUACAAUGAAAGAGUUGUUGACAAUGAAACAGGCAAAGUGAAAAGGAUCUACACUUUCCAUAAAGGUUUCUGGGGGAUGACUUUCCCGAUGGGUACCAUGUCUUUGGGAAACGAGGAGCUGUAUCUGCAAUACAACCAGUAUGUUCCCUUAUAUGCAUUCAGAGUCAUAGCUACCAUAUAUGGUGGUAUUUGUGUUUGCUGGUCAAUCUUAUGCCUCUCGUGCACGUUGUAUGGUUACCUGAAAACGAUCCUCCAUGCUGCCCGUAAACCUUCGUUUUUAUCAGAGGAAGGGACGGAGAAGACUGUCAAUUCUCCUUUCAACAGCAUCGAAAGUGUGGAGGAAUCAAACUCGGCUAUCGAUAGUACAUAUUUAACAUAA
Saccharomyces eubayanus is the source of this 1377-nucleotide messenger RNA. RefSeq names its product Ssu1p (gene SSU1). The record is from RefSeq and is a predicted model, not a curated record. Gene Ontology annotation, cellular component: plasma membrane. Gene Ontology annotation, molecular function: sulfite transmembrane transporter activity. NCBI's taxonomy places the organism in Eukaryota, Fungi, Ascomycota, Saccharomycetes, Saccharomycetales, Saccharomycetaceae. Gene Ontology annotation, biological process: sulfite transmembrane transport; transmembrane transport. The transcript has a single exon. The coding region runs from base 1 to 1377 and encodes 458 amino acids.